Messenger RNA from Oldenlandia corymbosa var. corymbosa, 1074 nucleotides. NCBI's taxonomy places the organism in Eukaryota, Viridiplantae, Streptophyta, Magnoliopsida, Gentianales, Rubiaceae. The record is from the annotation of a GenBank genome assembly.
AUGGGUGGGGAAGUUGUUCGGGAAGGUGAUGUUUCGAGUGGUUCGUUGACCAAGAAGACGCCAGGGCCCCGAAGCUGGAUAAGAUUGGAUUCCUCUGGUCAAGAAAUGGAAAUGGAGGCAGAUAAGUAUGUUAUCAUGAAUCGGGUUCAAAUCCAUGCUCGCGAUUUCCGAAUCAUUGAUCCCUUUCUGUCUUACCCCUCCAAAAUUCUGUCUCGUGAAAGAGCCAUUAUUCUCAAUUUAGAGCACAUCAAGGCUAUUAUUACAGCUGAAGAGGUUUUGGUUCUGAAUCCACAGGAAGACAAUGUUCUUCCUGUUGUGGAAGCAUUUAGAAAGAGGCUGCCUUUACCAAAUGAUGGAGAUUCAUUCCCUCAGUACGACGUUCAAACUGAAGAAGAAACUGAAAAUCCAUUUGAACUUAGGGCCCUGGAGAUAGCGUUAGAUGCCAUAUGUAGUCACCUAGAAGACCGCUGUACAGGAUUGGAGCAUGCUGUCUACGAGGCUUUAGAUAUGCUGACGUUGAAGAUCACUCAUCAUAACAUGGACAUACUUCGCAAGCUAAAGAGUGUAAUGACUAGGUUAACAUCUCGCGUGCAAAAGGUCAGGGAUGAGCUUCACCAUCUGUUGGAUGAUGAUAAUGAGCUAGCUACCUUUUACUUGUCCAGAAAGAAGGUCGAUAGAUAUUCACUUUUAGCAGGGUAUCAUGAUAUCCAGGGACUUGAAAUGUUACUUGAGGCUUACUUCAUUCAAGUUGAUGGCACAUCAAAAAAAUUAGCAGCGCUUCGUGAGUACGUUGACAGUACUGAGGACUACUUAAACCUUCAGCUUGACAACCGGCGAAAUCAGCUCUAUCAGCUGGAUAUGUUUAUCAGUGCUGGAAUCCUAGCAUUAUCAAUUUAUGCUGGUAUAACUGGAUUCUUCGGUAUGAACUUCAAUUUUACUUGGGCUAGGGACGGUUAUGGAUACACGUUCAAAUGGGUUGUCAUAGUUUCAGGAAUCAUAACUCUUGCGAUCUUUACAUCAACCAUCGAAUAUGCUCGUCAGAAAGGAUUAUUUGGAGCAUGGACUAAUUCAUGA